CUGUGGCUGAGGCGGCGGCGGUGGCGGCGCCGGGGCGGCGGCAGCAGCAGCAGCAGCAACAGCAGCAACCCUAAGCCGAUAUGGUGUAAGAUAUUUCUUCAAGACUGGACAGCUGAGGACCAGUUAUUUCUGAUUUGCCUUCAGCAAACUUACAGCCAUCGAGAAACCUCACGGAGUUCCAUAUUUUGCUCUCUGCUUUAUACCUUUCCUGUACAUAAAUUCAUCUUGCAGUCAUGUAUGGAAGUGCUCGUUCUGUUGGGAAGGUGGAACCGAGCAACCAGAGCCCUGGGCGUUCACCUAGGCUUCCGCGUUCCCCUCGCUUGGGCCAUCGUCGAACCAAUAGUACAGGAGGGAGCUCUGGAAGCAGUGUUGGAGGUGGCAGUGGGAAAACCCUUUCAAUGGAGAAUAUCCAGUCCUUAAAUGCUGCCUAUGCCACAUCUGGCCCUAUGUACCUAAGUGAUCAUGAAAAUGUGGGUUCAGAAACACCUAAAAGCACUAUGACACUUGGCCGUUCUGGGGGACGUCUGCCUUAUGGUGUUAGGAUGACUGCUAUGGGCAGUAGCCCUAAUAUAGCUAGUGGUGGGGUUGCUAGUGACACCAUAGCAUUUGGAGAGCAUCACCUCCCUCCUGUGAGUAUGGCAUCUACUGUUCCUCACUCUCUUCGUCAGGCAAGAGAUAACACAAUCAUGGAUCUGCAGACACAGCUGAAGGAAGUAUUAAGGGAAAAUGAUCUCUUGCGGAAGGAUGUGGAAGUAAAGGAGAGCAAAUUAAGUUCUUCAAUGAAUAGCAUCAAGACCUUCUGGAGCCCAGAGCUGAAGAAAGAGCGAGCCCUCAGAAAAGAUGAAGCUUCCAAAAUCACUGUUUGGAAGGAACAGUAUAGAGUUGUGCAGGAGGAAAACCAGCACAUGCAAAUGACAAUUCAGGCUCUCCAGGAUGAAUUACGGAUCCAAAGGGACCUAAACCAGUUAUUUCAGCAAGAUAGUAGCAGUCGGACUGGUGAACCUUGUGUGGCAGAGCUGACGGAGGAGAAUUUCCAGAGGCUACAUGCUGAACAUGAAAGACAGGCCAAAGAGCUAUUUCUUCUCCGAAAGACUCUGGAGGAAAUGGAACUGCGUAUUGAGACUCAGAAGCAAACCCUGAAUGCUCGGGAUGAAUCUAUCAAGAAGCUUCUGGAGAUGUUGCAGAGCAAAGGACUCUCUGCUAAGGCUACUGAGGAAGACCAUGAGAGAACAAGACGACUGGCAGAGGCAGAGAUGCACGUCCACCACCUAGAAAGCCUUUUGGAGCAGAAAGAAAAAGAGAACAACAUGUUGAGAGAGGAGAUGCAUCGGAGAUUUGAGAAUGCCCCUGAUUCUGCCAAGACAAAAGCUCUGCAAACUGUUAUUGAAAUGAAGGAUUCAAAAAUUUCCUCUAUGGAGCGUGGGCUCCGAGACUUGGAAGAGGAAAUUCAGAUGCUGAAAUCGAAUGGGGCUCUGAGUACUGAAGAACGGGAGGAAGAAAUGAAGCAAAUGGAGGUCUAUCGGAGUCAUUCUAAAUUCAUGAAAAAUAAGGUAGAGCAACUGAAGGAGGAACUAAGUUCGAAAGAGGCUCAAGGGGAGGAGCUGAAAAAGAGAGCGGCUGGUCUUCAGGCUGAGGUCUUUGCCAUUGGUCAGGUGAAGCAGGAGCUCUCCAGAAAGGACACAGAACUACUAGCUCUACAGACAAAGCUAGAAACACUUACGAACCAGUUCUCGGACAGUAAGCAACACAUUGAAGUGCUGAAGGAGUCCUUGACUGCUAAGGAACAAAGGGCUGCCAUCCUGCAGACAGAGGUGGAUGCUCUCCGAUUGCGUUUGGAAGAGAAGGAAACCAUGCUGAAUAAGAAGACCAAACAAAUUCAGGAUAUGGCUGAGGAGAAGGGAACACAAGCUGGAGAGAUACAUGACCUCAAGGACAUGCUGGAUGUGAAGGAGCGGAAGGUUAAUGUUCUUCAGAAGAAGAUUGAAAAUCUUCAGGAGCAACUUAGAGAUAAGGAAAAGCAGAUGAGCAGCUUGAAAGAACGAGUCAAAUCCUUGCAGGCUGAUACCACCAACACCGAUACUGCCUUGACAACUUUGGAGGAGGCCCUGGCAGAGAAAGAGCGGACAAUUGAACGCUUAAAGGAGCAGCGGGACCGAGAUGAGCGAGAGAAGCAAGAGGAAAUCGAUAACUACAAAAAAGAUCUUAAAGACUUGAAAGAAAAAGUCAGCCUAUUGCAAGGCGACCUCUCAGAAAAAGAGGCUUCACUCUUGGAUCUGAAAGAGCAUGCUUCUUCCCUGGCUUCCUCAGGACUGAAAAAGGACUCACGUCUAAAGACACUAGAGAUUGCUUUGGAGCAGAAGAAGGAGGAAUGUCUGAAAAUGGAAUCACAGUUGAAAAAGGCACAUGAGGCAACAUUGGAAGCCAGAGCAAGUCCAGAGAUGAAUGACCGAAUACAGCAAUUGGAGAGAGAGAUUGCCAGGUACAAAGAUGAAUCUAGCAAGGCCCAGGCAGAAGUUGACCGCCUCUUGGAAAUCUUGAAGGAGGUGGAAAAUGAGAAGAAUGACAAAGAUAAAAAGAUCGCUGAGUUGGAAAGGCAAGUGAAAGACCAGAAUAAGAAGGUAGCAAAUCUGAAGCACAAGGAACAGGUGGAAAAGAAGAAGAGUGCGCAGAUGCUAGAGGAGGCUCGGCGAAGGGAGGACAGUCUCAACGACAGCUCCGCACAACUCCAGGACAAUCUCCGUAAGAAGGAUGACAGAAUUGAAGAGCUGGAAGAAGCACUAAGAGAGAGUGUACAGAUAACUGCAGAGCGAGAAAUGGUGCUAGCACAAGAGGAAUCAGCCAGGACCAAUGCUGAAAAACAGGUGGAGGAGUUACUGAUGGCCAUGGAGAAGGUAAAGCAGGAACUUGAGUCCAUGAAAGCAAAACUGUCCUCUACUCAACAGUCUCUGGCAGAAAAGGAAACUCAUUUAACUAAUCUUCGGGCAGAGAGAAGGAAACACUUAGAGGAGGUUCUGGAGAUGAAGCAGGAAGCUCUUCUGGCUGCCAUUAGUGAAAAAGAUGCCAAUAUAGCUCUUCUGGAACUUUCAUCCUCUAAGAAAAAGACCCAAGAGGAAGUGGCAGCACUAAAGCGGGAGAAGGAUCGUCUGGUGCAGCAACUCAAGCAGCAGACACAAAAUCGAAUGAAGCUAAUGGCCGACAACUAUGAGGACGACUACUUCAAAUCCUCUCAUUCCAAUCAAACCAAUCAUAAACCCUCCCCAGACCAGAUCAUCCAACCUCUCUUAGAACUUGACCAAAAUAGAAGCAAAUUAAAAUUGUAUAUUGGACACCUGACAGCCCUCUGCCAUGACCGAGACCCCCAGAUCCUUCGUGGGCUCACUCCACCAGCUUCCUACAACUUGGAUGAUGACCAGGCAACUUGGGAGAAUGAGCUGCAGAAGAUGACCCAGGAACAGCUUCAGAGUGAAUUAGAAAAAGGUGAGCAGGACAAUGCAGAGCUGCAGGAGUUUGCCAAUGCCAUUCUCCAGCAGAUUGCAGACCACUGCCCCGACAUCCUGGAGCAAGUGGUCAAUGCAUUGGAAGAAUCAUCCUGACCCUGCUUCAUGGGGAGUGGCCAGCCAGCAGCCCAGUGCAGUGAACCCAGGAGCCAAGAAAAGCAAACUAUGAGGACAGGCACCCAGAUACUUCUUGGCACCCUGCAAACACUACGAACUCUAUCCUACCGUGGUUAGUUCUUCAAGUGCGAUUCCAGCGCCACUUCUACAUCUGUCACCUUACUCUGCUGUUCUCCUUUGGAUGUUGUCUCUACGCUUAUUUUUUUAUGUCCAAGGUGGGUAAGUGGCCAAGUCUCCAUGAAGAACCGCCAUCUGGUCAUCAACAGUGGAGAACUCUGGAAGCUGGUGGCUCUGUCCUCACAGAGGGUCAUGGAGUAGGGAGCCUCCUACUUCUGUCCUUGAUGUGGGAACUAAACCUGGAACCUACUUGGAGUUCAGCAUACUGAGAGAAUGCUUCCCCAUGGACAAGAGAGCUGAGUGUCCUAAAAUCACAACAGGUGCUUUCUCCUAAAAGGAUUUUUUUAAAAUCUCAAAAAGAUAUUAUUAGAAAAAGAGAGAGGGUUAAAGAGAGAACAGGGACAAACAGAAAACUGACUCUUCUUACACUGUCUCUUUUGUUUACUUUCAUCUGCAGUGUUUUAUGCGGGGGAUCCGCAAGCAGGCUCCCGGUGGCUCAGUGUACACUGACUCCCCAGCCCUGUCUGUCUCGCUUAAGCGUGCUCUUGUCCUCGACCAGUUAACGACAGGGUGGUGCAAGCAGUUCUCCCCUAGUCCUCUUGUGUAAGACCUUUGGCCUUUUACUUAGAUCAUGAGUCUCUAAAGGAAAGAGAAGAGGGGUUUGAC
Molecule: messenger RNA, 4397 nt
Organism: Eptesicus fuscus (big brown bat)
Lineage: Eukaryota; Metazoa; Chordata; Mammalia; Chiroptera; Vespertilionidae
Gene: ERC1
Product: ELKS/RAB6-interacting/CAST family member 1
Exons: 19
Coding region: 234-3593 (1119 amino acids)
Biological process (GO): neuromuscular synaptic transmission; maintenance of presynaptic active zone structure; regulation of synaptic plasticity
Cellular component (GO): cytoskeleton of presynaptic active zone
Molecular function (GO): structural constituent of presynaptic active zone
Source: RefSeq, a predicted model, not a curated record